GCUCAGUGGGCAACCUGAAUACCAUUAUAAAGAUAUAAAAACGGGGUUUUAAUUAAGCACUGCAGAGUCAAACCAUUUUACUUGAUUCAAAUUUUUGUCCAAAAUGAAAUCAACGGUUAUUUUGUUCAUUAUUGCUUUGUGCAUUGUUUGCAGCGAAGGAAUAUUCUGGAAAUUUUGCUCAUCAAACAAAGAUUGCCAUGGAGGCUGUUGUGUUAAAUUCGGGUUUUUUGGAAAAUGCAAAUCUUACGUAAAAGAAGGUGGACUCUGCGGUCUUAGCCAAGCACUUGCAUGUGGUUGCGAACCAGGACUUGACUGCGAGAAAGUAAGAGGAACUAUUACAGGAUUGAUUAGGAAAUGUGUUGACAACUCCGGAAGUGGUUCUUUGUAUUAAUUAAAUGUACCUUUUUCAAAAAAUAUAUACAUAAUUAUUUUAUUCAAAAUUGUUUGUAUAUUAUUGUAUUGUACUUUUUACUUUGCAUUUAUUUUGAUGUGUAAAUAUGGUAGAUUAUUUGCCUCCAAAA
This is a messenger RNA of Hydra vulgaris (swiftwater hydra), 521 nucleotides long. Its product is annotated as dickkopf-like protein Dlp-1. The record is from RefSeq and is marked provisional. NCBI's taxonomy places the organism in Eukaryota, Metazoa, Cnidaria, Hydrozoa, Anthoathecata, Hydridae.